Vigna umbellata (rice bean) is the source of this 747-nucleotide messenger RNA. RefSeq names its product BET1P/SFT1P-like protein 14A (gene BS14A). NCBI's taxonomy places the organism in Eukaryota, Viridiplantae, Streptophyta, Magnoliopsida, Fabales, Fabaceae. The record is from RefSeq and is a predicted model, not a curated record.
AAGCGUAAUUAAUUACAUUACAGUGUUUACAGUAACAGACCUCGCAUCGUAUAUAAACCUCUCAUUCACUCUUUUCUUUCUACCUCACUUUUUCUCCGCUUAAUAUCGAGUUUUUGUUUGAAGACAAAGAGGAAACGGAUUGGGAGAACUUGCGACGGUUUUAGAAAUUUGUGAUCUGCUGAGCCAUGAAUGCUAGAAGAGAUGGCCGUAAUAACAGAGUUGCACUUUUUGAUGGUAUUGAGGAGGGUGGCAUCAGAGCAUCGUCUAUUUACUCAACUUCUUCCCAUGAAAUUGAUGAACAUGAUAACGAACAAGCAUUGGAUGGAUUGCAAGAUAGAGUCAGUCUGCUGAAAAGAUUGUCAGGUGACAUAAAUGAGGAAGUGGAUAGUCAUAACCGGAUGUUGGAUCGUAUGGGAAACGAUAUGGAUUCUUCGAGAGGAGUCCUCUCAGGCACUAUGGAUAAAUUCAAAAUGGUAUUUGAAACAAAUCCAGCCGAAGAAAUGUUUUCUCUUAGCAUCCUUGUUGUGCUUUUUCUAUAUAUAUAUUAUCUUACUAGGUAAUUGAUCUUUCCCUCAGUUGUCAGCAAUAUGUUAGAUCGGAAAAGAAGCUAUUUGCUCUAUUGCCUCUAAUUAGCUAUACUGCGUGUAAGAUGUUCCUUUGUGUUUGUAUAAGAUUUUGCGUUUCAUUUUAUCACCCGGUAAUGUCAAUAUCGCGUUUGUAUACCAAAAAAUAUCCUUCCCUUUGAUU